Molecule: messenger RNA, 3285 nt
Organism: Biomphalaria glabrata
Lineage: Eukaryota; Metazoa; Mollusca; Gastropoda; Planorbidae
Product: tectonic-3-like
Exons: 14
Coding region: 10-2031 (673 amino acids)
Biological process (GO): cilium assembly
Source: RefSeq, a predicted model, not a curated record
GUUGACAUCAUGGCGGCUACAAUACUAAACAUGUUUCAACUGUUUUUGUUUUGGUGCAUUGAAUUAAGUGUGUUAAUUUCUGUGGUUUCUGCUGCUACUACUACUACUACUCCAGCAAGUACAUCAACCGCAGCAUCCACCGUGACUACGUCAACAACACCAACGACAACCACAGUCACAACUACAACGACUAGACCGACCGUUCCAACCACAAACAUUCCAUUAAAUACAGACAUAGGGAAAUGCCCUUGUGAUUUGACUGGGAAUGCCUGUGAUGUUAACUGCUGCUGUGAUCCUGAAUGUACUGAGAAUGACAAACUUGUUUUUUCUCAAUGUCUUCCAAGCUCCUAUGUAUUGGAUGACAAAUUGUGUUUCAACAAGAAUGUAUUUCUGUUUGAAAAUGGUCCAUCUACAUCUGGUGAAUCUGGUGAUUUGUUUUGCAUCUAUUAUGAUAAUGACCAGAAAAGGAAUUAUUACAGCAAUCCAUCUUUAGUGACCAGUGAAGCAGAAUUUCUGAAAUAUGCUGCUGCUUAUGGGAAGUUUUCAUUUCAGAGCCCUGCUCCACCACAGUUGACUUCACAGUUUAAUAACUACUACAAGAGUGGUGACCCUCUAUAUGUUGUGUAUGAGAAUCAAGCCUUCAGUUACCUAGGACUUCCAACCAGUUUGUCCACAAGUGUCUGCUCUGACAGUAAUCCAGCAGCCUAUUUGAUAGAUGCAUCAAGUCAGUGUAACAGGCUGUACACCAUUUCAAGUUUCUCUGCUGAUUGCAUUAAUGAUUUGAAAUUAAAAGCCGACACAUACUUUAAGGGAUUCCGCAUUGUCAAAGAUCCUUUCCUACUGAAACCUUUCAACUCUUCAACAAGCAUACAAGACCCUGUAGUUGGCUCACCCAAUUUAGCAAGUGUAACUGAUUUAUACAACAACAGUUUUACAACAGAAAUCCUACUGGGAACUGUGCAGUGCAUAAAUGGAAAUGGCAUGAAAGGAAGUUGUUUAACUAACACUACUCAGACUCCAUACUUCAACACCACUGACAAUCGUUGUUAUAAUGUUGUUGUUGAGGUGAAUUACAGAUUUGAAUUGAAUGGAACUUUCGGCAUACAGAAGGCUUAUGUUGACUUUGUGUUUCAAAAUAUUGAUAAAUCAAAAGUAUCUCAGACCUUUUCAACUAAAUUCACAAAGGUAAUCUCAACCUCAAGCACUUCAGUUCAACGCAGUGGUAACCCAGGUUAUCAGAUUGGACAACCAAUCAUAGCUGGGAAAUUCAAUGCCUCAGUAUCUGGGACAACUGAGAAAAUUGAGUUAUUACCAGAGGACAGACUGUCAUUAAUGCGGCCAUCUGCCAGUGGGGACUGCACAACCAUUACAGGUCAAACUAGAGAGCCAGUUUUGUUUGGUCAGGAUAUGAGAACUGGUUGCUUCAUUAGCAUCAACACUACCAGUACCUCUUCAGUUUGCCAGGAGCUCCAGCAGGAGAUCAUGAAUGCCAUUGAAGGAAGCGAUGUUCCACCUUUAAUCAAUGGUCUUUAUGCCAAGAACAACAGAUAUGUUGCUAUGUUUGGUAACUCAGAGGUUACAAAAACUGGUGACUGGGUGGAGAUUUUUUUCCCUAACAGACCUGUUCCACCUUCAUCCUCGAGUUCGUCAUGCACAUUGUCUUUGGGUGCCAAUAUACAAAUAUUGUAUGCAAAGAUUGGAGCUCUUCCCAAUCCUCAGCCUAAAAUUAUUGGUGUCUCUUUCAUCUAUGAUGAUGUCCAGCAAGUGGUCUACCAGUGUACAGGACCAUACUGCCAGCCUGGGUCCUCAAGCCUUUUACAAAAAGUGGAAAUUAGCAGCUCUGUCACCUUCAUUGAUGUGUCCUUGUCCCCCCAGGCUGUGGAAGGGAAGUACCCAACAGUGGCAGUGCGGCUACCUUAUGAUUUCUUCUACCCCUUCUUGACUUCAUCUGUACAGUGCCAUCCAACUUUUAGUCAAACCUCAAAAUUUAUGAUCAUUCUAUUAAUAUUGACUGUGUGGAGUAUAUUGUAAAUGUAACUAUUACACUUAGAAUAAUCCUGAAUUUUAUUUGAUUCAAGAACUUAAUAAUCACUUGAAUUCUAUCAGGUCAGAGCAUCAGAAUUCAAACUGAGGGAUUUUAUUUGUUUUAAAAAAUCUGAUCUUCCCUCUUUUCACAGCUGCCUUUUUCAACUUCUUUAUAGAUAAGAAGUGAAUGUGUCCUGUGUUUUGACCAUAAAGAUUGUAAAUUAAUCAAGUAAUUUAUUCUGUUUAUUAUUAUUAGCAACAUCUGUAUAAAAUAAAUUUAAAUAUUUCACAGUUUUACAGCAGUGCAAAAAAUAGACACUAUUCAGCCUUUAUCUCUGUGUAUAAUUUUUUGUAAAUGUUGUAACUACUGCACUGAAUUUUAUCAGUCGAAAUGGUAAUGAUGGUGCAUUUUUUUCACCACCGCCAUGUUACAUUGACUUUACCGUCCACUUCUGUAAAGAAUGUUUUAUGUACAUAAUGUUUAUGUUCGAUAAGCGUUUGAAAGAGACUGAAGAAAGAAUAGAUAAAAGUUAACCUUACCAAUGUAUUUUAAUAACUUAUUGUGUGAGAUAUGUAAAGGAUGAGAUCUGAACAUUUCAUGCCUUUUAUUCAUUUUAUGUAGUUAUUACAAGUGUUUCUUUCUAUGAAUAUAAUCUUUCACAUUUUGCCAAUUAUAUGCUGUCAUGAUCAACUAAGUAUGUACUAUAUAAAUUACGGAACUUAUUAAAUUGGAACAUGUUUUAUUAGCGGCCCCCUAAAGGAUAAUAGACACUAUUAGUUUUGUGUGGUCUGUCUGUCCCGUUUAGAUCUCGUAAACGUGAAAAGAUAUUGAAAAUUCAACAUCAGAAUAUUAUAGACCAUUCAAAGUUCUAAUGCAACGGCUACUUUUUUCUUUUCUGAAAGCGAAAAAUUUAAUUUUUAAAAUCAACUAUGUAAGCAGUUUUUUCCUAAAAAAAUACACCAUUUUUACAACAAUUCACUUUUAAUAGUAACAAACACAGAGGCUAAUUUUGUAAGGGAUAAAUUAGUGUACCUUAUUUUUAACACAUUUUAGAAUUGUAUUGCUAAGUUAAGUAAGAUCUGUCAUACUAGCUACAAAAAAAAAUGUUUACUUUUUUUUUUAAAAAAGAAAAAAUCUAUUUAGUAUUCAUCUAAGUAGAACAUAAUUUAAAACAACAAUUAAUUAGUAGUUUUUCAUAUUAUCAAGUGAACUGCAGCAUGUACACAUGAAACACUGAUUUUUUUUUUUUUUGUAUGGAA